AAAGUGUUCAAUGAUUUAUUCGGGGUGCACCUUUUGAUCAUGAUGACCCUCGCUGUAUUACAAUUACUGAACGGAGUCAUGUACGCCAUCAACUUGGUGUCGAACAUCAGAAUACUAAUUUGUAGCGUUUUCAACAGUGUUAUGUUCUUGGCCAACUCGGUGAUCAUCUCGUUCUCUUGUCAUAUGGUCGUGGUGAAUGCGAAAAAAAUUUCUUCCACUUGUUACAAAAUUUUGGAAAACGACAAUAUGAAUGUGGAUAUAAAAAAUGAACUAUUAAUUUUGGCCAACUACACGAAAAACGAACAGCCCGAGUUUACAGCAGCCGGAUUUUUUACAAUUAACAGAAACACCCUCUGCUCGUUGUUCAGUACCACCAUCACAUAUUUUAUUGUUGCUCUACAGUUAAAUAAUUGCAAAUAAAUUAACA
Aethina tumida (small hive beetle) is the source of this 427-nucleotide messenger RNA. RefSeq lists its product as uncharacterized. Gene Ontology annotation, biological process: sensory perception of taste. The transcript has 2 exons. The record is from RefSeq and is a predicted model, not a curated record. Lineage: Eukaryota; Metazoa; Arthropoda; Insecta; Coleoptera; Nitidulidae. Gene Ontology annotation, cellular component: dendrite; axon; membrane. The coding region runs from base 40 to 420 and encodes 126 amino acids.